AUGACUUACCUCAAGGACAGCUACCAGCGGUUUCUGGCCAGCCCCAAGAAUGCCCCCGUGGCCGCCGAUGCCUCGCUGAUCUACGUCCCCACCACUACCACGUUCGAGGGCGCCGACGCGAUCGCGACCCAUGCGUCGCGACAAGCCAGCAUCGUUAAGAAGAAGUCCGAACAGAUCAUCAAUGCGGUCGAGAGCUCCGACGCGUUGUGCUUAGACGUCGAGACCACUCUGGAGUUCCUGGAGGGCGGCGGGGCGUAUCUCCCCUCGCUCGAUGAUAAUUUCCUGGCUGACCGCGUCGUGACCUUCCCCACGGUCCACAUCGUCCACUUUAACGCCGAACACCAAAUUCAACAGGUCCGCAUCUACUGGGACCAGGGCUCGCUGCUGAAGGAGGUGGAGGUAAUUGGCGCGCGCGGCCGUUCCUGGCCAAUCCGCCAAGCGCACGAGCAGAUCCGUCUGCUUAAGUCCGCUGCAAAAGCGAAAUCCGCCGCGCCAGCCCUCGCCCACUCCCACGAUGGCAGCAACAACCUGCCUCCAAGACCCUCGUCGCCAGGCAAGCGACAUAUGAAGGACCCUUACGCCGCCGACUCGCUCUUUGAUCUCCUCUCUCCUCAGAAGGGCGAGAAAGAACCGGAGCAUGACGAUAUCCCGAGACCUUCUUCUCCUGGCAAGAGACACACCCGUGACCCUUAUGCCGCUGCCUCCUUGACCGAGCUGUUGUCGCCCAGUAAGGAGGACAACAAAGAUUCUCGGCGCUCAUAUGCUCGCUCAGCUGCCCAGCCUGCCCCCCGACAGUACGGUGAGCUGUUUGUCGGAGACGACGAGGAGAUGCCUGGCACGCCUUCAAAGUCGGAGAAAGCGAUUGCUCCCAAGGCUGGCUCCAACUUCCAGGGCAGUCGGAUCUUCGAAGACUACACCCCCACAGACGAGCGUGCCCCGUACAAGACCAACCCUCUGAAGUUCAACCACUUCGAGAUUGGCGCCGUGGAUCCGGAGAUCAAGGAGGAGCCCAAGCGCGGCAAGUCGCGCAACCAGGCGCAGUGGGACUUCGGCGACUUCGCCACCCCGCAAAAGCCCGCGCGUUCCCAGAAUGCCGAGCCCACCAGUCAUUUCGGCUUCAGCGAUGACAAUGCGGAGGCCGAAUCCCCUCCCUCUCGACCAGCCGUGCCCAAGCCCCGCCGCGAUGCGGAUGUGCACUUCGACAUGACGGACGACAGCGAGGACGAGGAGGACGACCGCAUCGUCCAGAAUCCCGACAAGGGCCUGUAUGAGAACCGGCUCUUCGACGAGGAGCGGCUCUAUAACGCGAACGGCUCGUCCCAGCCCACCAAGGGCGGGGACCAGAAGCAAGAGCCCCUCUUGGUGGGUGGCAACAACGCCCACCGCAAGAAGGACUUCGACCCCCACUGGGAGAUGACCGACGUCUCGCCCGCGCCUAGCAAGUCCAGCAGACAGACCCCGCGGCCCAUGGCCUCAGACCGCGCCCAGGCCGUCAAAAUGAUGGAGUCGUCGUGGGACAACUACGACCAGUCCCCUGAGCCCAUUCGCACUGCUACCUCGCUGCACAAUCCGUCCCGCCACAACCAGCCUAGCUGGGCCCAUGGCGAUCACGAGUAA
This is a messenger RNA of Penicillium canariense, 1617 nucleotides long. RefSeq lists its product as uncharacterized. NCBI's taxonomy places the organism in Eukaryota, Fungi, Ascomycota, Eurotiomycetes, Eurotiales, Aspergillaceae. Bases 1 to 1617 code for a protein of 538 amino acids. The transcript has 2 exons. The record is from RefSeq and is a predicted model, not a curated record.